Molecule: messenger RNA, 4810 nt
Organism: Thunnus maccoyii (southern bluefin tuna)
Lineage: Eukaryota; Metazoa; Chordata; Actinopteri; Scombriformes; Scombridae
Gene: mcama
Product: melanoma cell adhesion molecule a
Exons: 16
Coding region: 424-2283 (619 amino acids)
Biological process (GO): angiogenesis
Cellular component (GO): plasma membrane
Source: RefSeq, a predicted model, not a curated record
CAAAUGCUAAUAAAGUGCCUCAGUUAAGCUGAAUUCAGCUAAAAGGUCCGUGUGAUUUAAGCGAGGCUAAAAGGUGUGGAGAUGUGAUAAGGUUUUGCUUAUUUAGUCAUGACCCUGAGGACUUUCUACAAAGAGACGAAAUAUAUACUGUGAAUUAGGAGAGCUAGUAGCAGAGGAAAACACUGAUAAACUGCUUCAAACACACACCCAUACACACACACACACACAAACACGAAGCCCCACAAUAGGACCCCGCCACACGGAGACUUUAAUUGAGCUCCCUCCCCUCUCCUCCUCCUCCUCCUCCUCCGUCCUCUCCUCUCCUCCUCCUUCUCCUCUCCUCCUCUUCUGGAGACUAACUUCUCGUCGACACACCACUUCAUUUCAGUUUGUUUUGGACUGGAUACGACAAGCAGCAAAGAAAUGGCUUUCCUACACACGACUGUUUUCAUACCGCUAUUUCUUCAGGUCUGCCUUCUCAGCUGCAGCGCGUGGGCCAAGGUGGAGCUGACUAUGCAUGACAGUAUUGAGGUGUACCUGGGUGACUCGGCUCAGAUCCCCUGCCAGUACAGCUUCACUGAAGCCAACAACGAGCCCAGCUUCGUCAUGAUCCAGUGGUUUGUGAGAGCUGGAGGUAACAGCGCGCGGAUGCGGAUCUUCUACGGUGAUUUCAGUCAGGAGAUGGUGGACAACAACACAGACUACAGCGGACGCAUCGACGUGACUUCGGACAAGCACGGAUCUCGACUCAUCAUCCAGGAUGUCCAGCUCUCCGAUGAGCGGGAAUUCUUCUGCCAGGUUAACGGGCUGGCUGCGGGGAACGCUGAGGGCAAGACCCACCUCAGAGUGUUUGCUCCCCCAGAGGCUCCAGUGAUCGAAGGUGUCCUUACUGGGAUUUCGGUGACCAAAGAGCUGCCUUCUAAGGUCGCAUCAUGUGAGGCUCGGAACGGCUUCCCGAAACCCAACAUCACCUGGUACAGAAACAACAUGCCACUGAUGACUGUACCAGGACAUGUUAACGUGUUGAUCCUGGUGACUCGAGAGAGAAGCAGUUUCUACUCUGUCCAGAGCACGCUGGAAUACAAGGUGGUGAAGGAGGACAAGGACGCUCAUUUCUCCUGCGAGGUCAUCUUCUUUGUUCCAGGAGCCGUCAGGACAGUCGAAUCCAACAGCGUCAACAUCACUGUUCACUACCCCACCACCAUGGCGGAGCUGUGGAAGGAGUCGCCCCAGGGCUUGGUCAAAGAGGGGGAUACUGUGGAGCUGCGUUGCCAGGGUGAUGGCAACCCCCCGCCGCCCUUCAUUUUUAACAGAGAACAAGAGCCGGAUGUGGACUUGGAGAGCCGCGGUGAUGUUUUGUUCCUGUCGGCAGUGUCACGGAAAGACAGCGGCAUCUACCAGUGUCGCCCUCUGGACACCGACAGCUAUACCGAAGUCAAAGGAGAAAUGCAGCUGACUGUUAACUACUUGGACCCGGCUGUGGUGGUACCCAAAGACUCAGAGGUCAUGCUCAAAGGAGAAGAUCUGACUGCAACCUGUAACGCUCUGUCCUCCCUGAAAACAUCGACCGUGUGGUACAAGAAUGGGAAGCUGGUGGGUAAGGGGAACACACUGCACCUGCAGGACGCCACCUAUGACACAACAGGAGAGUAUGUAUGUGAGGUGACCGUUCCCUCCCUCCCCACCCUGCACACCAGCGGAUCCGUUCACAUCAUCGUCCAAGGUAGUCCCCAGCUGCUGGGAGUGGAGCAGGAGGUGCAGCUGGAGGAGGCAACAGGCAGGAUGGUGAACCUGAGUUGUGAGGCUAAGGGACAUCCACCACCCAGCAUCUCCUGGAACAUCAUCGGCAGCCAGAGCUGGAAUGAGGUGAUGAACAAGGCGAAUGAGCACAUGACUCACAGCGUGAUCUCAGUCAAGGUCACCUCGGACAUCAGCGCUCAGUGCAACGCCUCCAAUGACAUGGGCACUGAAGUCAAGGCUUUCAGCAUCAAAGCCAUUCCCAUGGUCACCUCAACUGCUCCCUUCUCUCCCGCUGAAGGCAGCGGAGUGAUCAUAGUGGUGAUCAUACUGAGUCUGCUGCUGCUCGCCAUCCUCGGCAGCGUUCUCUACUUCCUGCACAAGAAGGGAAAGAUCCCCUGCGGGCGCUCAGGGAAGCAGGAGAUCACCAAAGAGAAGACCACCAAAGAUGACAUUGUCGUGGAGAUGAAGACCAACACAAAGAAUGAGGAAGCUGUCCUGCUAAAGGCCGUCAACGGAGACAAAAAAGGCCCCAAUGACAAGUAAACUCCCCCCGACUGACGAGCAGUGACGUCUUGAAGCCAGCUGUCAGUGUGUGUCGGAGCUGCGGAAGCCUCCACCGAUCUGAAACCUGCAGGGUAACACCACCUCAUAGACCGGACAUGCCCCCCCCCCCCCCCCCCCCCCCCCCAUCAUGCUUUGUAAAUCAACAGUAUUCAGUAGAUUCACACAGGAACAAUCACAUCCGUAGACACGAAACCCACCAACACACACUCACACAGGUAUGACAGGUGUAAUGAAUGUUUGCUUCCACAGUUCCUCUGUUCUGUUUUUUUGUACUAUUUCCUCAAACUGUUGUUCAUUGUGUGUAUGAUGGUGCCUCAUGUUCAUCAUCUUCUUUUUUUUUUUUUUUUUAUGAAAGUGUAUAUAUUAUAUAUAUUUUGUUAUUUAAGAUAUUUUGGCACUCAGAUUUUCAUUUCAUGGUAGCGUCUGGGUCGUGUGCAUGUUGAUCCGUGUUCAUUGGUCCGGAGUUUUAGGACGGGAUAUGACGUCAGAGACCAAACGCUGCGCCUGUUCAGCAGCUCUUUACUGUUGGUUCACAGUCACACCGAGAGGAGGCUUGUCAGUGUGUUUGCUCAAGUUUUUGAUUGAUUCCAAUAUUUGUAGAAAUUGAUUUUAAAAUUUAAUGUUUUCAAGCCAAAAAAAUUACGAAUGCUGAGGUGUUAAUGUCUCGUUUGGGUGGGAAAAAACUCUGAUCAACAUUUAGAUCAUCAGGAGACACUAAAGCUUGAAACACAAGAUAAAAACUGCCAAUCAGACACACUGGGGGCCUUUUCUUUUGCAAACUGCUGUCAAGCCCUUGUACUGUUUGUAAAUACAUGUAGUGUACAGACCUGUUAGUGGUGGCCUUGGACUGUUACUGAAGGUGAAAAGGUCAAAGGUUAGUGAUCUGCUGUGCCUGUGUUGAGAAUGCAUCAUACACUGAAUUAGUUUCUUGUUUCUUGGGUUUGCUCUGUGUAUUUUCUUUGUGUUUUUUUCCACUGAGAGCUAGUUGAGCCUGAAGGACUGCUCCGGUGUUUGUGCAUGUUUAACACAUUUACUACAGAUAACACACACACACACACACACACACAUCACUGUUGAACAUUCUGCAAAAAGUUUUUCUUUCAUUUGCGGGCAGCCAUUAGUUCUUGUUUCAGCUGGCAGACACUUAAAACUUGCUCGACUUAGAUAAUCCACCAUAGUGAACAUUUCUGCUCUAAAUCUAAAUAUUAUUCCAUGUUAAUGUUGUUUUUACUGUAGAUUGAUAUGGAAAGUCUGCAGACAUUAUGUUCACUGUGACGGUUUAAGCAAGUUUCAAGUGUUUUUAAUUCAUGAAACGAAUAUAAAGCGAUCGCUGCGGAAGGUAGAAAAUACAUGAAAAUGUCUGAAUUAGAGAAAUCCCUGCCGAGCUUUGAAAAACUCAGAAGAUUGUUAAAAUAACACUUAACGAUGCUUUAAAAGUCUUUCCUGAAUUCUCAAAGAUUCUUUAACCAUCUGGAUCUAAAAUUAAGAAAUUAAACAAACAAAAAAAAGACAACUUUCAACCCCAAAUUUAAUUGCAAACAAUCCAAACAAAGUCGGUAAAGCAGAAAUGUCCUUGCAGAAUUUGUAGGAUGUUUUAUUAUUAUUACGUUUAUAAGAUUAUUUAAUAGUUUCAUACACAAUUACACAUUUAUAUUUUUAUUUGUACAAAACGAAGGCAAGAAAAACAAGAGAAAACAAGAGUCACAUCUUGAGAAACUGGUAAAAAAACCUUUUCAUGGAUGGAUUUUUCUUCCAUCCAGGCGUCAACCAGAGCAUUGAUUAGUGUUAUUAAACAGCUUUCUGGGGUUUUUCAAAAAUCAUCAGGGAUUUAUCUUGUAGUACAACAGAUGUUUAGCUCUGCGAUUCAAACGUAAUCUACAACAAGUCAGAACUGCCUAAUUUGUAGUAAAUCAGCUACAACAUGCGAGAAGCCUGGUCUGCUCCUUUAAGGGCCGCCGUUGUGAAUAUGAUGUGUUGGUUGUUCACUGUGUAGGUUUUGUGAAAAGGUUUGUUGCUGAGAGCGCUACAUUGCCCAAUGACUUGCAACAUUUAACAAGUAGUGAUACGUUUUUUUUCUUUGUUUGUUUGUUUGUUUGUUCCACUGAGUUGAGAUGUUAACAUUGUAGAAAUAUCCAGGUACGGGACGUCCUCAGGCAAGAAGUAUCCUCAUGUGUAGCGUGACGCUGUUUUUAUGGUUUUAGAAAAGCUGCACGAAGCCAUAACACCAAACGUCUCCUGUGUGCAGUUAAAUAUUUCUGCUUUGAUUCAUAAAUCUGCAUCUUUUAAGUUUUAAAAAACAACUUUUCAACACAACGUUUAUUGUUCUGGACUUUUCACCAGUGGGGAAAAAAAAAACAUGUUUGAAACUGAUCAUUGAAAUUUUUUUUUUUCUAAAUGUGUGUAAAUUAAGUACUGUACAUGUGAUUCUUUGAUGCUUGCGUUUUUUUUUUUUUAUAUAUUUUUUGCAAGAAAACAAUGCCAAAUAAAAACGUUUCAUUUAAAGAGA